Molecule: messenger RNA, 5817 nt
Organism: Megalops cyprinoides (Indo-Pacific tarpon)
Lineage: Eukaryota; Metazoa; Chordata; Actinopteri; Elopiformes; Megalopidae
Product: nebulin-related anchoring protein
Exons: 43
Coding region: 117-5471 (1784 amino acids)
Biological process (GO): cardiac muscle thin filament assembly
Cellular component (GO): Z disc
Molecular function (GO): actin filament binding
Source: RefSeq, a predicted model, not a curated record
AGAGCGAACAGCCAGGAGCUGUCCAAGUGAAACUACCUUUCUCUGUCCUUAAUUUGAUUUACUAUUUUAUUUUUUCAUCCUUUCCUUGACUUAACUUUCACUGCGGGUCUGUGAAGAUGAAUAUCCCAAACUGCGCCAGGUGUGGGUUCGUGGUUUACCCGGCUGAGAAGAUCAACUGCAUUGAUCAGAACUGGCAUAAGGCAUGCUUUCACUGCGAGGUCUGCAAGAUGGUUCUCACAGCAAACAACUUUGUCAGCCACCAGAAGAGACCAUAUUGCCAAGUCCACAACCCUCGGAAUAACACGUUCACCAGUGUCUACGAGACUCCCAUCAAUAUCAACGCUAAGAAGCAGACUAAGGCUGUCAGCGAGAUCAAAUACAGAGAGGAGGGAGAGAGGUACAUGUCCACUUUCCACUACGAUAUGAGAUCAAAGGAGGUGGAGCACGCCCGCAGGGUCAACCAGCUGGCCAGUCAGAAAGCGUACCAGGCGGAGUACGAGGAGCAGAAAGGCUGGUACUCCGGGUCCGUCAGCAGCCAGGAGAUCGUGCAUGUGACCCAGGCACAGAAAACCAUCAGUGACGUGGAGUACAAGCAGGGGCAUGAGGAGAGGGUGACGCAGUUCACGUCGGUGUCGGAGACCCCUGAGAUUUUGCAUGCCAAGACUGCCAGCUCACUCGCCAGUGAUGUGAAAUAUACAGAGGAGUACGAACAGAUGAAAGGGAAAGGCAGCUUUCCAGCCAUGAUCACACCAGGCUACCAGGUCGCCAAGAAAGCCAACACCCUAGCCAGCAACGUGGAGUACAAACGGGGUCACGAGGAGAGGGUGUCCAAGUUCACCUGCGUGGCGGACACGCCUGAGGUGCUGCAGGCGAAAUCGGGGGGGCAGCUGGCCAGCGACUAUUUCUACACUGAAGAGUAUGAGCAGCAGAGGGGGAAGGGUAGUUUUCCUGCCCAUGUCACUCCGGGGUACCAGGUGGCCAAGAAAGCCACUGAGAUGGCCAGUGAUGUGAAGUAUCAUGAGAGGUAUGAGAAGGAGAUCAAAGGAAAAGCAUGUUCUGAAGCCAUGGAACUCACUCAGGAGAAUGAUGAGAGCAUCAGCCAGCAGAUGUACUCAGAGGAGUGCGAGCAGCCGAGGGGGAAAGGCAGCUUCCCCGCAAUGAUCACCCCUGCGUAUCAGCUGGCCAAGAAGGCCCAUGACCUGGCCAGUGACCUGAAAUACAAGAAAGACCUGUCCAAGAUGAAGGGCUCCGCCCACUAUCACACCCUGACCACCGAGGACAACCUUGCUCUCAAGAGUGCCCGCAAGAUCAACAAGCUCGUCAGUGAGGUCGAGUACAAGAAGGAUCUGGAAAACACCAAGGGCCACAGCAUCAAUUACUGCGAGACGCCGCAGUUUAAGACCUCCACUAAGGUCUCCCAGUUUACCAGUGAUAACAAGUAUAAGGAGAAGUACACAAACCACAUGAAGGGGCACUACGAAGGCUCUGGCAUGGAUAAGAAGACCAUGCACGCGAUGAAAGCCCGAAAGCUGGCCAGCAACAUUGCCUACAAAUCUGACUACGAGCAGGAGAAGAGUGAGCAGGGCGAGUACAAUUACCCCGCCACCCUCACCCCGUCCUACCAAACCCAGAGGAAACUGGAGCCCCUCAAGGACGUUAACUACAGACAGCACAUUGACAAGCUGAAGUUCAGCUCAGUGACUGACACCCCUGACAUCGUCCAGGCCAGAAUCAACGCUCAACAACUUAGCGAUCUGAACUAUCGGGCGGACUAUGAGAAGACCAAGACCCAGUACACGCUGUCACAGGACCUGCCACAGCUCAAGAAGGCCAAGGCCAACGCAGAGCUCUUCAGCGAUAUCAAAUACAAAGAGGACUGGGAGAAGACCAAGUCCAAGGCCUGCGACAUCGGGGUGGACACGCUGACUGUCAAAGCAGCCAAAGCAUCCAGGGAUCUGGCCAGUGAUAUCAAGUACAAGGAGUCCUUCAUGAAGACCAAAGACAAGGCUGUGGGGGUCAACGUGAGCGACUCCAAAACGCUGCACUCCCUGCAGGUGGCCAAGCUCAACAGCGAGAUUGAGUAUAAGAAGGGCUCUAAGGAGACACAGGCCCAGUGCCACCUGCCGUUGGACAUUUUGAACCUGAGCCAUGCUAAGAAGGCCCAGGCCCUGGCAAGCGACCUGGAGUACAGGAAGAAGCUUCACGACUACACCGUCCUGCCCGACGACAUCAAGGUCCAGCAGGCCAAGAAGGCCUACAACCUGCAGAGCGAGCACUUGUACAGGUCUGAUCUCACCUGGAUGAAAGGCGUUGGCUGGGAGGCUGAUGGGUGUCUGGACAUGACCCAGGCCAAGAAGGCGGGUGAUCUCCUGAGCGAGAAAAAGUACAGACAGAAGGUGGACGGCGUGAAGUUCACUCAGGUGGCUGACACGCUCUCCAUCAAACAUGCCAAGAAGAGCCAGGAGCUUCAGAGCGGGGUGGCAUACAAGGCUGGCACUGAGCAGAUGAUACACCAGUACACCAUGAGCAAAGACGAGCCGCUCUUCAAACAGGCAAAGGCCAACGCCGACCUGCUGAGUGAGAAAGUAUACCGGAGUGGCUGGGAGAAACAGAGAGACAAGGGCUUUGAGCUGCGCUUGGACUCUCUCUCAAUUCUCACUGCCAAAGCCAAGAGGGAUUUAGCCAGUGAUGUGAAGUACAAAGAGCAGUAUGAGAAAACGAAGGGCAAGAUGAUCGGGGUGAAGACGGUGACAGAGGACUCCCAGCUGGCCCACUCCACCCAGGCCAUGCGCCUCUUCAGCGACCGUGAGUACAAGAAGGGCUACGAGGACACCAAGACCAAGCACUGUGCCUCUCUGGACAUGCUGACGCUCGCCCACGCCAAGAAGGCUCAGGACCUGGCAACCGACACCAACUACAAGACCUUCCUGCACCACUACACCUGCUUGCCCAGCGACAUGAAGGUGGAGUGGGCCAAGAAGGCCUACGGCCUGCAGAGCGAGAAAACAUACAGGUCUGAUCUGAAUUGGAUGAAGGGUGUGGGCUGGGUGACUGUGGGAUCUCUUGAUGUGGAACAGGCCAAGAAGGCUAGAGACCUCGUCAGUGAGAAAAAGUACCGUCAGCAGGCGUGUAAUCUGAAGUUCACCAGUGUGGAGGACACUCCAGAGAUGGUCCAGGCCAAGAUCAGCAACAAGCAGGCCAUAGAUAGGCUGUACAGGGAACAGGGCGAGAGCCUGAAGCACAGCUACACACUGUCAGGUGACCUGCCUGAGCACGUGCAGGCCAAGAUCAACGCCAUGAACAUCAGUGAGACGCAUUACAAGGAGUCCUGGAAUAGGCUUCGGGAUUCGGGGUACAAACUGCGCUUGGACGCCAUUCCUUUCCAGGCUGCGAAGGCCUCAGGAGAGAUCCUCAGUGAUCACAAGUACAAAGAGCAGUUUGAGAAGACAAAGGGCCGCAUGAUUGGACUGAAGGCGCUGCAGGACGAUAUCAACAUUGUUCACUCGGUCCACGCCACCCAGCUGCAGAGCGAUAUCAAAUACAAGAAGGACUCGGAGAAGGUGCUGUCACAGUUCCACUUGCCCAUGGACAUGCUGGAGGUGACACAUGCCAAGAAGGCCCAGGCCCUGAUCAGCGACCAGGACUAUAAGGACAUCCUGCACAGCUACACCGCCCUGCCCGACGACCUGAAGGUGCAGGCGGCCAAGAGAGCCUACGAGCUGCAGAGCGAGAAACUCUACAGGUCUGACCUGAACUUCCUGAGGGGUGUGGCCUGGAUCAGUACCGGUGCGGUGCAGAUCGAGGGGUCCAAACGGGCCACUGAGCUCAUCAGCGAGAAGAAGUACCGGCAGCAGCCUUACUCCCUCAAACACACAUCCGUGGCUGACUCUCCUGACAUCGUCCACGCCAAAUUUAGCAACAAGAUCUCCAAUGAGCGCCUGUACAAAGAGGCGGGUGUGAACGCCAAGCACAAUUACACCAUCACAGCGGAGCGGCCAGAGCUCACUCAGGCCAAGAUCAACGCGGCCAACUUCAGUGAGAUCAAGUACAGAGAGUCCUGGCACAAUUUACGGGCGCAGGGCUACAAGCUGACAAUGCAGGACAUCCCGUUCCAGGCUGCCAAAACAUCGGGGGGCAUUGCCAGCGAUUACCAGUACAAGCACAACUUCGUGCAGGAGCGGGGGAAGCACAUCGGUGCGCGCAGCAUCCUGGACGACCCGCGGCUGCUGCACUGCAGGCAGGUGGGGAAGCUGCAGAGCGAGCAGGAGUACAGGAAGGACCUGCGCUCCGCCGGCGGCCGCUACCACCUGACCGCCGACGGCGUAGACCUGCUGCACGCCAAGAGGGCCCAGGCGCUGGCCAGCGGCCAGGACUACCGCACCCACCUGCACUCCUACACCGUGCUGCCCGACGACAUGAAGGUGCAGUGGGCCCGCAAGGCCUACGACCUGCAGAGCGAGAAACUCUAUAAGUCGGAUCUGAACUUCAUGAAAGGUGUGGCCUGGAUGACUGUAGGAGCGCCCCAACUGGAGUCAGCCAAAAAAGCAGGAGAGCUGAUCAGCGACAAGAAGUAUCGGCAGCUGCCUGACAGCAUGAAGUUCACCUCUGUGGCUGAUUCCCCCGACAUCGUCCAUGCCAAGAACAGCUACCUGCAGUGCAACGAGAGGCUGUAUAAGUCUGGAGACUCUGAGGCCAUGCACCAUUACACCCUGCCAGCCGACCACCCAGACUUCAUCAGAGCCCGCAUGAAUGCCCAGCACAUCAGCGAUAAAGUUUACAAGACAUCGGGCGAGCAGGUGAGAUCGGCCGGGUAUGACCUGAAGCUGGACGCCAUUCCCUUCCAGACGGCCAAAGCCUCCAGAGAAAUCGCCAGCGAUUUCCGAUACAAGGAGGCGUUUGUGAAGGAGAAGGGUCACCAGGUCGGGCUCCGCAGCGUGGAGGACGACCCCAGGAUGAGACACUCUCUGGCGGUGAGCAAACUCCAGAGCAGCAACGAGUACAAGAAGCAGUUCCAGGAGACGCGGUCGCAGUACAAGAUCCACAGCGACCAGCCGCAGUUCCUGCACGCCAAGAAGAGCCAGGCGCAGGCCAGCGACCUGAACUACCGCCAGCACCUGCACCAGUACACCUGCGACCCUGAGCAGCUCAACGUCAAGCACGCCAAGCAGGCCUACAAGCUCCAGAGUGAUGUGAACUACAAAGCGGACCUGAACUGGAUCAGAGGGGUGGGCUGGACCCCACCAGGGUCCCAUAGGGUGGAGAUGGCCCGCCGUGCGGCAGAGCUGGGCUAUGCCGAGGGGCUGGACCCUGAUGCAGCCAUCGCCCAGUACCAGCAGAUGAUGCAGUCAGCACAACACGUGGAGGAGACCACAGAGGAGUUUCAGCAGCCAGGGGUGAACCCAGACGCCACAGAGAUCCUGCAUGUCAAACGCAAGAAGACCACUCGCACCAUCAAGAAGUCCACCAUGUAGAGCCCUGCCGUUCAGCCAAUCGCGUCUCAGUGGGCGGGCCUUAAAACAUCCUUUAACUGAUGCCGUCUGCAGGAGUUUUUUUUUUUUUAAUUAUUAUCAUUUUUAUAUUCAUGUAUAAUUAUUGUUUUGAACGACCUUUGCAUGGCAUCCCAAAAUGGGUGAGAUAAGUGUGCAGAGUGAAUAUCCGACAGGGUUUGAAAUAUUUCAGAACUCCUGCGCGGAUCGAAAGGUUUUAGGUUAUGAAUGCUUAAAGAAUGUUUGGUUUGAAUUAUGUAUAUGAUGCACGGGUGAAGGAACGCUGGAUGUUGCAAGAGGGAAGAGCAUUUGAGCAGAAAGGAUGGCCUGC